AGUGUUUGUGCAUUUGGUGGAUUGGUGGAAGUCGCCCUUGAUGGAGACAACCGCGUAAAGUUGGAAAAUCUCGCGCUGGGAAAAUGAAAAUAUUCACAGCUCAAUGAACGAUUUGUGUGUUUGAUUUGGAAGCAGAUUCACGGUGACAAGUGAUGAACCGACGAUCGAAGAUAUGACGAAAAUGCCACUCGUGACUAUCUCUUUGGGUGACUGUGUGGUGGAAAUUUUGUAUAAGGGGCUUUUGCAGACAAAAAUCCGAACAAAUUUAUUGAUUGGUGAUUGACGCUCGGUGGGUGAUCGCUGGAUAAAGAGCAUUGAAUCUAGAAGAUUAGACGGCAUCAGUGAAUUAUUGCCGGUGAUAACGCCUCGCUCAGUGCAGUUCAGAUAUUACUGUGUGAAUAAAAGCAGGAAAAGCGAUUCGUACACCCAUUGAGAGAUGGCUUCUGGUGAAUCGACGGUGAUUGAUUAGCAUACGAAUGCAAUUAAUAAUAAUUGCUUUGAACGAGUGUGCACAGCGAGUAGUGAUUUGAAACAUACACCAUUGGCAGUUAUAUGGUAUUGCAUGGCACUCAAUUGACCGAGAUAGGCAGUUUGUGAUUGUGAAUAUAAAUAAAAGUGUCAUCACUUGUGCAUCAUACCGGCAGUGUUGGGCGCCUAUUGACUUCUGGUUCCAAACCAUUCAGACGCGUGUGAACCACCUGCCAAUCUCGUUAAGAGAACUGUACGCUGUUAUGGCACUCACAUGAGGAUUAUUGUAUGGACGGUAACAGCCGCGCGCCGCACGUGUACAACUCAAUACCAUAGAGUGUGAUUGACUAAUUGACCGAGAGGUACCGCCGAUCAGUUCGCGGGAAAGGGCCUGCUGUACGGGGAGGACACGCUCAUUGACGUCGCUGACGCCGUAUCGCCGUCACCUAGCCUUUGCCCAACUAAUCCGGCCAGCAUCGAAGGGCUCGGUCCGGCACCCGGUCCCGCAUAGCCCGCACCCCCAGCAGCUAUGUACGGACUGCUGCUCGAGAAUCUUUCCGAAUAUGUGAAAAGCGUCUACGGGGAGGAAAAGUGGGAAGACAUCCGCAAGCAAACUGGCAUCUCGUCGCCUUCGUUCAGCGUGCACGAUGACUACGACGAGAAUCUGCUCAACCAACUGGCGACGAAGGCGCAAGAAAUCCUCGGAAUCUCGGAACGUGACUUCAUGGACCAGAUGGGCGUCUACUUCGUGAACUUUGUCAGCCAGUACGGGUACGAUCGGGUGCUGUCGGUGCUGGGCCGGCACAUGCGUGACUUCCUGAAUGGGCUGGAUAAUUUGCACGAAUAUCUGAAGUUUUCCUACCCGUUGAUGCGUGCACCGAGCUUCAUCUGCGAGAACGAAACCCGCCACGGCCUGACGCUGCACUACCGCACUAAGCGCAAGGGUUUCGUCUUCUACACAAUGGGACAAAUUAGAGAGGUGGCACGUCACUUCUACCACAAAGAAAUGGAAAUUACCCUGAUCCAGUCGGACCUGCUGGGGGAAACCAAUCACUACACGUUUCAGCUGACGUUCGACAACCGGGCUUUUUCGCUGGCAACACUGGCCAUGACGCGGGAGGAGAAGCACUUGCCCAUCAGCGCGUCCGUUUUGUUCGAGAUUUUCCCUUUCUGCAUUGUGUUUGGUUCCGACAUGGUCGUGCGCAGUAUAGGCAACUCACUGAUGGUCAUCAUCCCGGAUCUCCUGUCCAAGAAGAUCACUGAUUGGUUCGAACUGCGACGUCCCCUGAUAGCUUUCAAGUUCCAAACGAUACUCAACCGCACAAACAACAUCUUUGAACUAGUCACCAUGGAGUCGGUCAAGAAGCGACCGGAAAACCAACGAAAGACUGAAAUCUUCCUCAGCGACCAGGAACAGCAGGAGGAAGUGGAGAAACAUCUACGGCUCAAAGGUCAAAUGAUCUACAUGGAAAACUGGCGCUUGAUAAUGUUCCUGGGCACGCCGGUCAUGCCCAAACUGUCCUCGCUGAUCAGCACUGGACUGUACAUAAACGACCUGUCGAUGCAUGACUUCAGUAGGGAUCUCAUGCUGGCUGGAACCCAGCAAUCGGUGGAACUCAAGCUAGCUCUAGACCAAGAGCAGCAAAAGUCGAAAAAGCUGGAGGAAUCGAUGCGCAAACUGGACGAGGAGAUGCGCCGUACCGAUGAGCUCCUAUAUCAGAUGAUACCGAAACAGGUGGCGGACCGGUUGAGGCGAGGUGAGAAUCCGAUCGAUACCUGCGAGAUGUUCAACAGUGUGUCGAUCCUGUUCUCGGACGUGGUCACGUUCACCGAGAUCUGCAGUCGGAUAACACCGAUGGAGGUCGUAUCGAUGCUGAAUGCUAUGUAUUCGAUAUUCGAUACGCUCACGGAGAGGAACAAUGUAUAUAAGGUUGAAACUAUUGGUGAUGCAUAUAUGGUGGUGUCUGGUGCUCCCGAAAAGGAACAAAACCAUGCCGAGAAAGUUUGUGAUAUGGCUUUGGAUAUGAUCGAAGCAAUUACUGAUCUUAAGGACCCAUCAACCGGAUCUCAUUUGCGGAUACGAGUUGGUGUCCACUCUGGUGCUGUUGUGGCGGGCAUCGUAGGGCUCAAGAUGCCUCGCUACUGUCUGUUUGGUGAUUCUGUAAAUACGGCCUCCCGAAUGGAGUCCACUAGUCAAGCGAUGAAAAUUCACAUAUCACAAUCAACGAGAAAUUUCUUGCCUUCAAACUAUCACGUCUCCGAACGCGGUGAAAUCGACGUCAAGGGAAAGGGGACAAUGAAAACGUACUGGUUGGACCACAAGGAGAACCGUCCACCGUUGCAGGUUUUGUCGGAAGCAGUCCGGCAGCCUUCGAUUGAGUACAUCGAAUCGAGUAAGGAUCGUCGAGUUAGCAUAUCAACGCACAACGUCCCGCACAAACAGUCUAGUGGAGGCUUAAGUUCCGUGGGAGCGGAAGAUCGUCGAGUCUACUCACCGGUUACUUUCGAAGACGUGGCAAGGCGAAGUACUGCUAACUCUCCGGUCAAGCUGCACAGCUUCGGUCCACGUGGACGCGAGAAUCGAUCCAACUCGACGGGUCACGCUUUCAUGCAAAGUGUUUCGGACGUGUUUGGAUCGCUGGUCAGCGAUACGGAGGAGUUUCUGGAAGACAUGCAACAUCGGAAUUCGCUCAGCAAUACCAACUAUACACCUUCUACACCUUCAUCGUGUGCAUUUAGUCCACCGCCGGCUUUCAGAUCUAAGUCUAAGCAUUACAUACCGGGACAAUUCUCAGAAGAGGAGCUGGAUCUUCUCUCAAAUACAACGAACUCUCCUUCUGCCCAAAGUUCCAUCGAUCAUCCCGAUGCUAUCAAGAAAUCCAAUUUGCUCAGCAAACCGCAGAACGUCUCCAUCUAUGAUCAGCAGAAAGUCAAGAACCGGAAAGCCAAGCUGGACAGUGUGCAGCAGAAGCAAAACGAAGCUCUUCAAAAACUGGACAAGAUGGUUCAGGAGAUCUACGACACCGAUCUGCCGGGAAUGUGUUUCAUGAAUCCGCCUGCCUCCAGGUCGGAUGGUAACAUUUGCAAGUCCAAUUGUAGUAGAUCUCAGGCACCUCCUCCCCCUGCUGCAGCUGCUGCUACCACCACUGUAGACGCCGUUUCUCAGGCAGCGCCUCCUGCUUGCGAACACGCGCGAACCCUACCGCAGCACUGCCAUGGCUGUGGUGGCUCGACCCCGGUUGGUGGAACCGGCCCGGCCAGGGUGCCCCAGAGUAUUAGCUUCACCCAUGCGAAAGAGCACAAAUGCUGCCCGGGCUAUGGGGCCAUGGCCCAUCACCACCAGAACGGGCGUCACCACAAAGUGCACUCCAAUGCUUGUCAGUUGCUCUAGAAGUUUGAGGAGGGGCUUGCCGCUGGUACGGGACGGCUGAACGGGGAUCUUCCACUGGGGCAUUGAGAUAUCUGGCAUAUCUCGACGAUGGUGGGGGAAGACCCGUGGCUUUUUUUAGUUUUGUAGGAUUAUUUAUUUUAGAUUAAGGCUAGAAAGAGUGAGAGCGUGUACAUAGUGGUAUGUGCGAAUGGUUGGCUAGUUCUAAUGAAACGCUUGGGGGUAGACUGUACCUGUAAAAAUGAUCUGCAGAAACCCUUGAAGAUUGAUAACACAAGUUUACAAAAUAAAAUGAAAGUCGCGAACUUCUGUCAACGACCAAAAUUUUUGAAGCACAAUUUAGUGCUGAUUUCGAAACCGACCUUCAAAAAAUUUUAAGUAGAACAGUUUUUGAGUUUCAGCUCAAUAUCGAGUUUUGCAACUUUUCAAAAUAUGUAAUUUACUAAAAUUCAAAUAUAUUGCGUUUUGUUCAACCAACUUUAAAUAUUUUUCCAUAAAUUAAAAGUUGAAUACAAUACCAUUCGAUCAUCUGAAUACAGGUUUUGCAUCAGAUUGAUGAAAUUCAAGAUAUUAGCGAGUUUUAGGGACGAUCUUCUUAAAUUUUAGCAAAAUUCCCAAAAUUUUUUGAAGAAAUGUAUUUUUUUUAAUAAGAAAAAACCAACUCAAAAAUUCUUUCUCGACGUUUAUUUGACAUAUCAUAUGUAGGCGAGUUACAGUAAAAAUUUCAGCUCAAUCGGAGCAUUGAUUACGGAGAAUGAGAUGUUUGAAGUGAGCGACUUUGCUUAAAAAUAGAACAAAAAUCGAUUUCAAAUCAUCAACCUUGUAUGGAAAGUCGAAAAAAAAUCCGCUCUACUGUAAUUUUUUUCCUUCACGUUUUCGAACUCAGGGCAUCAUUCUACACCAAAAAUGAUCAUCAGCUUACCGAGUUCAAAAAUGCUGUAAACUAGUGUAACUGACGAGAAUACUUAAGAUGUGAAUGCACAGCGUUUGGUUAAUUGACAAAUUGAGGGAUAUAUUUUCGAACAAGUUACAGGAUUCGCGAAGUAAGCGUUGCCGCGGACGGAAGUAUACCUUAACGGCUUGUCAUUUUCGAGUCGUUAGCAAACUCGCCUGAAUGGCAAGCGAACAACUUGCUGCAUGUAGGCUUGGGCGAUCUCAUCUUGUAUUGAUCCAAUACACGGAGCAAGUUGAUAGCAAAUUAUCGUCAUAAAUAGUUUUGCAUAUCCACAUCUUAUGCACCACAAAGUGAUGUGUGAGCACGCUGUAUUCGCGGCAUUUCUGCAACACCUGGCGGAUGGCGAACAUCUGGUCCGUUGUAGCGCAUUCACCCAUGAAUCCAGCCUGAUAUUGCCUCACGAACUCUCUUGCAAUCGGUUACAGACGGCGGCAUAAGAUUUGAGAGAGUAUCUGGUAGGCAGGACUCAGUAGUGAGACUGCGCUGUAGUUCCCGCAAUCCAACUUGUCGCCCUUUUUGUAGAUGGGACUCACACUACCUUCCAUCUAUUCCUCCGGUAAUACUCAAUCCUCCCAAAUCUUGGUAAUGACCCAGUGUAGUGCUCCCAUCAGUGCUUCUCCACUGUUUUUUAGAAAUUCCCUUGGUAGUUGAUCUGCUCUGGUGGCAUUGUUGUUUUUCAAUCGGCCUUCCACCUCCUCAAUCUCUUGGAGGUUAGGGGUCGGAAGUCUUUCGUCCUGCGCACGUACUCCUAGAUCUAUUACCACGCCACCUUUGGUGCUUGCAACGUCGCCAUUGAGCUGCUUAUCCUGAUGCUGCCGCUACAUCUCGACGAUACAGCUCUUCCAUUGCUUCACGAUCUUGUACUUCUUGAUGGCGCUUCUUCUUCCUGCAUUUCGUUAGUAUUUUUGAAAAGGUUUAUGUACAUUUUCCUGGAUGUUCUGUUUAAAAGUUUUGUACAUUAAGAUUACCAGAAAUCCAUACCGCUAAGUCACCCACUAAACGAAAGCUAAUGGUCUCCUUUAUCAUUUAGUGCUCAAAGGAAAACGUUGUAUCAAGGAAUAUAAAACAUUUUUUUUCGUGAUUUUUAGAACAAAUUUCCAAGAAAUAUUCGGUACUUUUCGGUACUUCUCACCCAAAAUGUGUGUGAAAAAAUAAAUUCAAAUAAAUCGUUUUGCUCUAGCAUCGAAUGAAAGGGAAACCUCUUAGAUUUCAUAUGGUGGGUGAUUUUUUUUGCUGAUUAUUUUUUAAAUAAUAUUCUUCUAUCCUAGACAUCGAGUACACAACUACGCAAAUUGAAAAGAUACUAGCUAUUUUUUCGGAAAUUUCAUUGAAAGUUGAUUUGAAAAUUCCUGUUUGAAAUUCUUUCGUCAAUUCUUUGGAUCAUCGGCAACUUCUCCAUAACUCAAUUGUUGAUUUCGGCAGUUAUUCCAAACGGUAAUUCCUUACUUUCCAGUGUAACUUUUUGAGACAUUUCCAAAAACUUGGCCUUAAGGCGAAACUGGAAGCAUUUCCUCACUUUUUGGUUUUUUGAUUUUUUAUUAAAUAACGAAUCAAUAUUUUCAAAGUCGGUUUUCGUACACAUGUAAAGGUUGAAUCAAGGUAUCUUUUGAUUUUUUUUUCGUAGUGGAAAAUGUAUUUCGUUUUUGCAGAAACCAUUUUUGAACGAAAUUUCACAAAAAAAGGGUUUUUGAAAAAAUGGAAUACUGUUUCAACUCGAAAAAAAAAAUCAGAAGAUACAUUGAUCCAUACUCUACACAUGUACGAAAACCGUUUUUGAAAAUAUUGCUUCGUUAUUUGAAAAAAAAAUCAAAAACUGAAAAAUAAGGAAAUGUUUCCAGUUUUGCCUUAAAGAAUUUGGAAAGAGAUUGCCAAAGCAAUUCCCAAGGAAUAUCCUGAAGUAAUAGUGGAAGGAAUUUCCAAAAGGAUUACCUAAGAAAUUUCUAAAUGAAUGGUUUCCAAGGAAGGAAAAAGUUUACUACUGUAGGGCAGUGCCUUAAAAAAUAAAAGUAUUGUCGAAGGGCUCUUCAAAAUAGCUACCUUUAGAAAUAACGAAGAAAUUGCCAGUGUAAUUCUCAAAGGAAUUGCUGAACAAAUUUCAAAGAAAUAACCGUAAAAAACUGUACUUAUACUCUUCACUAUUGUUCUGAAAAGUACAAAUCUCCUGUAUUCAACGUAAUUUUGUGAAGACUUUUUAAAAAAUCAUACUACUCAAUAUUUUUUGGGAAAUUAUUCUCAUCUAUAAUCGUAUAAUCGCAUUUUCAAGCAAUUGAACAAAGAAUGAAUGUUAAUUUCAAACCAGAUAUGGGUCAUUCCGCGCCAAGUGACCGACCACUUGCAAUCGACCAUCACGGAUUUGAACCAAAUUUGGUUGAAACAUUUUUUUAGAAGCAAAAAGAAAAAAUCCAAAUUUUGGUGCCGAUCGGAUCACCCCUCGGCCCGUGGCAGCACCCCUCGUUUUGGCCGAUAUGAAAAUUAUCCUCUCUUUCUUUUAUUUUUAUCAUUGAAACGAUUGCACAUAUACAUUUUCGACCUUCGGCUUUUUUAAAGGAAAUCGUUCAGGGAAUCCAGAAAAAAAAAUAUUAUUUUUUUGAUACAGUGUUGCCAGAUAUCAUAUUUUUCAAGUUUAAAACUAAAAAUCGAUUUUUCUCAAAAUACGUAUAUUUUGAUUUUAAAAAUUUUGAUUCCAUCGUGUUUAUCAGACGUUUUUCGAUUGAAAAAGCUUAACUCCCCAAGGUUAUUUGCGUCGUUCCUGAGAUAUAGCGUUUUUAAGAAAAAAUAUUCAUUUUUUUCAUAUAAAGUAUCAUAUAAAAUCAGGUGCAGCUUAUAAAUAUCGUAAAAAAAAACAUUGUUCGAUGCCAUAUGAAGACGUUUUGUGCUGAUUUGAACAAUAUCGAGUAUAAAAAUGAUUUAAAAAAUUGUGACAGUGUUGCCAGUUUACCUUUUUUAUUAUAACAUAAAACCUAACCUUCAAGUGUUAGACAAUGUACAGGUUAUUCUGAAAAAUCGUACCAUGUGUGCUGCAAGAUGUGUGAACAAGAUAAAAACAAUACACAUCUUCUCUAACGACCUUGUUGUUGACCUUUUCUUCACAGACAAACAGACGUAACACCAAGAAUAAUUUUCUUGAAAAUCUAUCGCCUAGUUUACACCACCAUCAACUGGUGGAAAUGUUUCAUGAUACAUUGCAUUGUGCAAUAUCGUCAACAGAAGGCACUAGCGUGAAACGCCAAACGCUUAGACCCGAGCAGAAAAAAAUAUCAACAGCAUAAUAUAAUAUGUUAUUUUUGCUUAAUAACUGUAUAAUAGAAUCAGUAAUUUUUAUGUUAUAAGCAUAAUAUAUUAUGUUAUAAACUUGUCUGUCAUAAGCGGCAAAAUAACAAAUAUCAUAACAAAAUAAUGUUCCUGGAAGACUUAUUCAAUAACAAACAUGUUUUGUUAGAUCAAUUACAACUUAAUAACUGGAAAUUUGUGAACUUGUUAUUGUUGUGUUAUUGUUUAUCACAAAUUAGUACAAUCUCUAUAGUAAAAUAAUAACGAAACUUGUUCUACAACCAAAUAUGUUAUUGAAAUGUUAUCUUGUGGAUAUAUUUCAAUAACUUUAACAUAACAAAAUGAUAUUGCUCAACAAAACAUGUUAUUAAAAUGAUAUAUUUUGAUAAGUUAACAAUAACAAGUUAUGAUAUAAAAACAGGCUAUGUGAUUCUGUUGUUAUAAAUUUGCUAUUCUCCUUUGCUCGGGGAAAAACGAUGCGCGCACCUCUGGUUGUGAAAGCUACAACUAUAAAGGUUUAAAAAAAAUCGUAAAACCGUGGUCGAUGGAAAUUUCGCCAAUUUUACGUCUGUUUGUCUGUGUUUUCUUGUUUAUGGUCCUAUCUGACAAAAUGACCCGAUAAUUGGCAGUUAUUGUUAGUUUGAUAGCUAGCAAUAAAAAAAUGUUUAUUGGAAAAGAUGAGAAAAAAAUUGUUAAAAUAUAAAAUGUAUCUAUUGUGAAAUUCAUUUCAAUUGUCAUUUUAAUCAUUUUAACGAUGUUGUAGAUGGAAGUGUUGUCACACAUGUCAUUUUUAUUGUAAACAUAUAAUUUACACGAAAGCUUUCGUAAAUAGAUAACACAAAAUAAAAACAAAUGAUUUCUGUUUUUUAUACAUAUCGAGCACAUUUGGCAACACUGUAUGAGUAUGAUGGCAACACAAUUCAUUAUUGCUACUCCAUGGUUAAUCGCAGCGAACGAUUGUCGCUUUAGUGUGUGUGUUUGCUUGUCAGCGACGACAGCAGCCACUUCGAUCACUCACCAACAUUCUUCACCAUUCGCCAUUCAUUCAUUCGCUUGCGAUCAAAACUGCGACGAACGGCAACGAAUAUCCAUGUCAAGCAACUUGCGCAUGGCUUCCCACAAAGAGGAGUGAAUAUGAAUGGAGUGAGGCGAAUAUAGCGAUCCUUAAUAUGAUACUAUACAUUGUCGAUCUGGGAGUCACCUAUAAUUGAUCGAACAAUCGAUUUGAUUUAUCGGAAUUAACCUUCACGUACAAUCGAUCUCUUUACCAUGCAAAAAAAGCCUAAGAAGAGUUGUUAUCACCCCUCUAGGGAGCAAACGCCACUAAUCCAUUUCACUCAGAAAUUUUAGUUCAUUCUUCGCCACGAAGAACAAACAAAAACUCAUACCAUAUGCAAUCACAUCAAUAGACAACACAAUACUCAACACUGUUCUUUACUUCUCUGCCCGGGACAAUAAUGGACAUGAUCUAUUAUUCUGCGAUCCCCUCAUAGUGGUGAUGCAUUCACAGUAAGAGUAAAUGCAAUACUAAGCAUCCCCGCACCUAUUGUUUGCGUUUCCGCGGAAUACUAGCAUAUUUGGCAACACUGCCGUAAGAAUCAAUCAAAAGAUAUUUUUACAGGGAUUUUUUAAGAAGUUGAACCGUCGAACAUAAAAUAAAAAUACUGAAGUCUGAGCUCCCAGUUGCGCGACGAUGCGUAGUAUCUAAUAUUAUCUAAUUUCAAAGGAUAUCAUACUUCAUAUUUUAUCAUAUUCCAUAUUUUCAGGUUCAGCUUCUGAAGUUGGCUGUGGGCCAUUGAAUGUAGUUAUAUCGAAGUGACAUUUUCAGCACUGUUGCUUAAAAAUACACUCAUCAAAUGUUUUCCUGAAUAUAUUUUACGUCGAUGUUGCCAAAUGUACUAAACCUUAAUAAAGAAACACUUUUGGCUUGUUAAUUAGAUUUCAUACUAAAGUUCUAGUAAAAUUGAGAUUUCUACAAUAAAUAUUACAUAUUUGGCAGCAGUUCCGUUCAGAUAAUGUUAAAAUAUAUGGAAUUUGUUUAGAAUUGAUGAUCUCAAUAGAUACAUUUUUUUAGUUCAACAGGUUAUGCUAGUCCAUAACGAUAGACUCAUAAUUGAUGAACUGGCAACACUGUCAUAUUUUUUUAAUCCUUAUUAUACUUGAUAUUGUUCAAAUCAACACAAAACGUCUUUAUAUGGCAUCGAAUAAUGUUUUUUUGCGAAAUUUAUAAACUGCACCUGAUUUUAUAUGAUACUUCAUAUGAAAAAAUGAAUAUUUUUUCUUGAAAACGCUAUAUCUCAGGAACGACGCAAAUUACCUUGGGGAGUUAAGCUUUUUUGAUCGAAAAACGUCUGAUAAACACGAUGGAAUCAAAAUUUUUAAAAUCAAAAUAUACGUAUUUUGAGAAAAAUCGAUUUUUAGUUUUAAACUUGAAAAAUAUGAUAUCUGGCAACACUGUAUCAAAAAAAUAAUAUUAUUUUCAGGAUUCCCUGAACGAUUUCCUUUAAAAUAGCCGAAGGUCGAAAAUGUGUAUGUGCAAUCGUUUCAAUGAUAAAAACAAAAGAAAGAGAGGAUAAUUUUCAUAUCGGCCAAAAUGAGGGGUGCUGCCACGGGCCGAGGGGAGAUCCGAUCGUCACCAAAAUUUGGAUUUUCCUUUUUCCAUCUAAACAAAUGUUUCAACCAAAUUUGGUUCAAAUCCGUGAUGGUCGGUUGCAAGUUUUCACAUUUUCUCGCUCACUUCAUAUGGAAUGACCCAUAUGUAACUUAGAGUUAUUCGUAAUUUUGUGAAGAUUUUAUAUUUUUAGGAAUGUGUACUCUCACUACUAUGCAGGAAAAUUAUUCUCAUGUAGAUGCAAUUGUUUUCGAAUAUGAUGGUAUCUAAGAGGCUUUUGUGUACACACCCCUACAGACAUUGUAUAAGAAAUUCAGAAAUUUAUUGAGGAAUUUCUUCAAGAAUUUUUCCAGUACCGUUGUCUGCGAUUUCUUCCGAUAUUUCACGAGCUUCCUUCAGAAUUUCCACAAUAGAAUACUUAAAGCAUUUUUUUCUUUGGAAUUUCUUGCAGAUAUCUCUAAGGUGAAACUGGAUACAUUUCUCCAUAUUUUGGUUCUUGAAUUUUUAUUAAAUAACGAAACAUUAUUUUCAAAUUUGGGUUUCAUACACAUUUUGAGGAAGGCUCAAGGUAUCUCCUGAUUUUUUCCUGGUGAAAAUUGUUUUUCGUUUUAACAAUAACCAUUUUUAAACAAAAUUUCUAAAAAUAUGUUUUUAGAAAAACGAAAAACAUUUUCCCCAGAAAAUAAAAUCGUGAGAUACUUUAAUUCUUCCUCUAAGAGUAUAUGGAAUCAAUUUUUUAAGAUAUUGAACCACCAUUUAAUAAAAAAUCAUAAAUAAAAAAAAUGGAAAUGCAUCCAGUUUUGCCGUAAGUCUCUAAUAAUUUCUUUUCAAGAGAAUAAGGCGGGUAUUUAAAGGUGUUUCUUUAGGUUUUAUCCUACAGUACGCGGCAGGAAAAAAUGCGAAAGUGUUUUUCAACUUCAAACCUCAUUUUCGUCCAUUUGACAUUAACCAAUCUAUGUUUCAACGUUCCAUGAUCUAUAAUAGGCUAGUUUUCUGAAAAGUUAAUUUAAAAAUUUCCCAUUUUGGUCACUAACCUUUACAGGGCGGCGCCUGAAGAUGAAGACAACCAGAAUUUUCAAACCGCAGAAAAUCACACAGGUCGCUAAAUUUCGCAUCUGAUAAAUCAAAAUUUUUGAUUUUCUCUACAAUAUCAUCAAAUAUAUGUACUUAUUUCAUCUGGUAUGUGAAACUACAUGGCUCUGGAUCAGUGUGGUCUGGUUGUUCAUCGAAUUUGGGCUAAUUUUGUUACUGUUAUAGUCAUUUUGUUUAAUGACCAUUGGGCGCGCAGUUUAUUGAUAUCCGUUUAUUAGGCCCACAUUAUCACAUGUUAAACAUCGAAUAUGUUCAUUUUUAUUUUUCAGUGCUAGAAUUUAGACAUUGACUGAUACACUGUCAUGAAAAAAUAGUCAUAUAUAUCCCAUAUUUAGCCUUGAACUUUUCGCAUUUUUUCCUGCCGCACCCUGUAGGCAUUCAUCAAGGAAUUGUUCUCAAUAUAAUUGCUUCAGGGUUUUUUUCCACUAAUUCCUCCAAAAAAUCAAGAAUUUCUUCUAGGGGAUUCCAAAGGUAUCUACACCAAAGGAUAUCAAAGGAUGUCUUGUAUCAACCCUUCAGAGAUUUCUUGUAAAUUCUUUAAAGGAUUCUUUAAAAAAUCUCCAGUAAUUUCGUGGAAUUUCCGGAUCUCUCUGAAAUAUUCCACGAGCAACUCUUGAAGGAAUCCAAGGAGGAAUGUCUUAAAAGCUUCUUGGUUUUGGCGGAACUCCUAGGAAAAAAAUAGCAAUUUAAUAAAAUUCUAAUAAUUUUGAUCAAUCUGUGUACGAAUUUCUGAAAAAAUAACACCAGGUGGAACGCAUAGAUAAGCGUCAGCAAGACCCCAAGAAAACACUGUCGAGAUAUUUCUAAAAUAGUUUAUGUAUACAUUCCUGGGAAAUAUUUUUGAAUAAAUUUCUUAAAGAAUCCAUUGCUAAAUUGAUGAAGUUAUCCUUAGAGGAAAUGCCGGAUAAAUUCCUGGGGUAAAACAUCGAUAAAUAUCCGGAAAAAAACUUGAAGUCCUGCAGGAGUCUGUGGAGAAAUUCCUGCCUGUAUCACUCAGAGUAAUAAUAAAAGAAUCUUUGGAUAAAUUUCUGCAGGAUUUUCUGGAUGAAUCCCUGAGAUACCUGAAUACCUGAAGAAAUAUCUGGUUUUUACAGCAAAUUCUCAGAUAAAAAUAAUAAUAUAAUUCCUGAAGGAAUCUAUCUAAAAGAAUUAUUGGAGAGGGAAUAUUUGAAGGAAGCCCUGGAACUUUAUUUAAAAAAUCCUGGAGUAAUUUAUAAAAAAAUAGCCAAAGGAUAUUCUGUAAGAAAGCUUGGUAGUUUUUAAGACCGAAUUACUGGAGUAAGUUCUGAAGGAAUCUAUGGAUUAAUUUUGGAUGAAAUCCAGAGAAGUUUUCCUGGGUUUAGAAUCCUUGGAGAAAUUUAUGGAAAAAUCUCAAAAGAAAUUUUUGAAGGAAUCUCCUUGGAAAUUUCUAAACGAAUCCCAGGACGAAUUUCUGAGUUUGUGGAAGAUUUUCUAAAGAAAUCGUUAGAGAGCACUUUUAAUUUUCUGAAAACAUCGUCAAAUGCAUUUCUGAAGGAGUCCAUGGAUAAUUUCCUGAAAGAAUACUUGUACAGAUUCCGAGAAGUUCUGAGGAGGAUUUUCUUAAUCCAUGAAAUCUUUAAAGAGGAAUUUUUGAAGAAAACUCUGAAGGAUCCUCUAACGAAAAUUCCGAUGGAAAUCUUGGAGGCAAUUCUGAAACGAUGGAAGAUGUUUCAAAGAACUUUCGAAAGAACUCCAUGGAUGACUUUCCGAAAUCAAUUCCUGAAAGAUUUGCUAAAAAGAAUUCUAUGGAGCAAUAUCAAAAACAAUCCUGAGCAGGUUUUAUAAAAAAAAUCAACCUAAUUUCUGGGGUAAUCUCUUAAAAACUUCGGAGAUAAUUUCACAGGAAACUAAAAAUUUUCUAAAGGAAUCAAUGAAAGAAAUCCUCAGGGAAAUUUCCGAAGGCAUGCGAGGUAGAAUUCAUUUAUUAUUCCUAGGCAAACUUUCUGAAGAAUCACUGGAGGAACUUCUGAAAAUAUGCGAAACUAAAGAAAUCCCUGGAGAAAAUAUCAGAAUGAAAUUUUGAUACAUUUUUCAAAGAGCUCGUUGGAAUUCAAGUAUUACAAUUUUUGGAAAGUUUUUGAAAAAAAUCCGUGACGAAUUUCUGAAAGACUUCUCGAAAUAUUUCUUUUCCUCUACUCUUUUUGGCGUAACGUCCUCACUGGGACUAAGCCUGCUUCUCAGCUUAGUAUUCUAUGAGCACUUCCACAGUUAUUAACUGAGAGCUUCCUUUGCCAAUUACCAUUUUGCAUGUGUAUAUCGUGUGGCAGGCACGAAGGUACUCUAUGCCCAAGGAAGUCAAGGAAAUUUCCUUUACGAAAAGAUCCUGGACCGACAGGGAAUCGAACCCGUCACCCUCAGCAUGGUCAUGCUGAAUACCCGUGCGUUUACCGCCUCGGCUAUAUGGGCCCUUUGCUCUUUAUUUCUUUUAUUUUUGGGAAUUUUUGUUGGGAUUUGCAUGUGAAUCCCAUACUUCAUAUUUGUGAGAGUACAUAAAGAUUAGGAAAUUAUAUAAGUCAAUGUAUUAUAUUUAGGAUAUGAAAAAGUAAUUAUUCCUUCAAACUAGGGAAGCGCGACAUUUUUAAAAAAUGGCACAUGUAACUUUUCUUAUAUUUAUAAGCUGCAGAUAAUUUCGUAAGAAAAUCACAUGAACAAUCACAAUAUAAGAAGUUCUUACACCCAAUCAAAAUCAUAAAACAUGUUUUUUUCUUACACAAUGAGCGAAAUCGUUAAUUCAGAUAUCAGGAUGGAAGUUUUUUUUGUUGUGGGCUUAACAAUAUCAAAUAAAUUAAACAAAAUCAGAAUAGUGGAAGAAAAAUUCCAAAUCGCCUAUUCCAUAAAAGAGCUCUUUUUACAAUUUCAGGAACGUUAAUGUUUGGAAUAUUCACAUGGGCAGUUUUUCCUAAAUAUGUGAAUGCGCAAACAUGAAAAACAACAUAAGAGAUUUUCAAAUAUCUGGGAGAGCGAAAGAAAAAUAUCCAAUAUCAUAUUAAUUUUACAUAGUAUUAUCGAGAGCUUUAUUCUCCUCAUCAAGAUGGAUAUUUGUAAACCAAAUUAUCUGAAACUUUGUCGUAUAAUUCUGCUAAGUUGGGAAAGAUUUGAGGCCAGCUUUGAGAUCAACGAACAAUUUCAAAACCCCCCAUGACUAAGAUAACAAAACGGCCGAAAAUACGUUCCUCAAUAUGAGGGCGGCCAGCUCGUACCCAAGGGAGGGCUUUAGGGGGCUAAACCCGAUUACCUUUUAUGUGCACAGGUUUGGAGGGUGCAGAAAUAUCGUAAAUUACCCAAAGGUGAUUUUCUUAUAUACAGUUUGGUCGUUUGGUGGAAACAAUCCCUAAUUUCACUGAAAUGUAUGGAAGCACGUUGACAAACAUAGUUUGUUUUUCUUAUGUUUGCGAGGGCACUCAUACUUUGAGUUUGAGCAGGUUACUCAGUGAGUAACUUGGAGUAACCUCGAUGACACCACUGGAUACUGCUAACGGUUACGUGUAUCUUUAACCAUCUAACCAUUGAUUACUGGUACGCUAAGCGUACAACCGCAUCACGCCAUUAAUUAAGGGUCACCUGUUUGAUGGACUUUAACAUCGAAACAGACGGCCCGUAGUGUUAUUCUUUUCCAAUUGAGGCAACGGCAUGCCUGAACAGCCGUUGAAGGUACCAAGGUUAACACUGGAUCCAGGAUUACACAAACGUUAAUAAUUGUACAACACUUGUUUGCAUCGCCUGCGAUAUUCAUAUUCUCAUACAAUUUGGAUAGGUUUUAUCUCAGAGCUCUGAAUAUUUUUAACUUCAUACAAGUUGCAUUCAUUUGUUUAAUGAUUCACCUACAAACACUUUGCUACACAAAUCUAUUAGAGUAUGUCGUCCAGUAUAAAUGCUUUUCCACGUACACUCACAUGUUUGACGUCCUUGUGGAUCCUGCGUGCUCAUGCUAGUAGUAAGUAAAGGUGAUUUAUUUUAGUACAAAUAUAAUAAGAACAUGUUACUCAUUUUCUCAAUCUUUAUGAAGGCCACAACGUACAUCUCGCCAUCCACUUCGCCGCCGUUUGCAAAAACAGCAACGGAUUGAUCUUUCACCGGUUAUCCCUUCGAAUUUACCCAUUGUGAAUGAAUAAACAACUACAGUGUUGGGUAGUUACUCUAUCAAGACGAUUGCACAAAACUCAGUUUAAAACUAGCCUAUCAUUCCGUACCACAAAUGUGUAGUAUGUAGAAAAAUAGUCAUUUUUAGUUUAAUUUUAUCAACAAAGAAUCUUGAUACACAUUUGGUAGUUGUGAAUUACCAGCGUAGUCUAGCAAAAUUCAAGGACGAACGUACUUCGCAACUGUAAAGCUUUAAUUAGAAGAACCACGGCAACUGGCCGACAGGGGGAAGUUUUGUCGGAAUCGUUUCAAAAAACGAUCCCAAUGUAGCUGUGUGUAUGUAUGUAUGUAAGUGUGUCUGUUAUUUGGUGUGCAGUCAGCAAUUGACUUGGUAGGUGAUAAUAAGGUUAGUAAAUGGAAACUUUCGACCAAAGACGGAAAACGCUUGGAGUAAGAUGGUGGUGUAGCGGUAGAUGGAACCAAAGCAUUUAGAACACUUGAAGAAAAAAAAUAUAACAAAUCACAGUGUGAUUCAUGUCAUGGACUAAAUAGGAGAGGACACCGUUUAAAAUCAAAAACUUCAUGGUCACUCUCCUGUGCAAUCAGAUACGGUAGACCUUAGGUAGCUAGCAGUCGAAACGAGAUCAGUCAUCGAAUUUGUGUCACACUCUAAUAGUCAUGUAAAAAAAUCAGUAUAUUCACUUCACGUCUCAACUCACUCAAAUGAAUCUCAUUUGAAACUUGAAUGAAACUCAAACGAAACACAUAUGCAAUAAUAUUUAUCCAGAAAGUGACACUAGAUUGAUUUGUAUCAUUGUUGUCUCGUGAAUAGAAUUUUAUUCAUCCCUAUAUCAAUAUUUAAGCGAUAAAUUCCUUAUCGCCCACAUAACAAUAGCAACGAUCAGGAUUGUAACAGACAAUAAAUCCCUACAAACUUUAAUGAAUCAAACCUCCUAAAGUUUCCAAACAGAAAAUCACGUGCCGCUAUUCAGAUUUACCCGUGUCAUCAUACACUUUGUAACGAGCACGUCGACAAAGCGCAACCGAAGGUACUAAAGAAGCAGUUUGCUAAAGUUUGCAUCCGGACAAUAAAAUUGAAACCACGAUGAUGAGAAAGAGGGAACCGUAUCAAAUGAAAAACAAAAAAGAAAACUUGUUUCGAUUUUAA
Messenger RNA from Aedes albopictus (Asian tiger mosquito), 17053 nucleotides. RefSeq names its product soluble guanylate cyclase 88E (gene Gyc88E). Gene Ontology annotation, molecular function: heme binding; guanylate cyclase activity; oxygen sensor activity. Gene Ontology annotation, cellular component: guanylate cyclase complex, soluble. The transcript has 15 exons. The record is from RefSeq and is a predicted model, not a curated record. Gene Ontology annotation, biological process: cGMP biosynthetic process; nitric oxide-cGMP-mediated signaling; response to oxygen levels. The coding region runs from base 998 to 3859 and encodes 953 amino acids. Lineage: Eukaryota; Metazoa; Arthropoda; Insecta; Diptera; Culicidae.